GAUUUGGGGGGUUUCCGUAGGCGGGGUUUUGUGUAGCUUUCAGCAUGCAGGUGAAUGAUUGUGGUCGUCGUCGUCCCAAAAUUCCGGGGAUUUUCCCUCGUGGCUGUGGACGCGCCACAACAAUACGACCGUCAAUGAACCCAAAAAAGAAAAGAAUAGAUUAGAUGAACGCAACAAUCAACAUCCCAACCCUACUCGUACACCACCAAAUCCUCACGACAACCAUAACCUUGUCUCAAGUCCUUCCCACAACAUCCUCUUCCUCGACGAGUAUCACGCAUCCGGGUCGAGAGACCACAAGCAAAAGAAAUCACCAUGACAUCCCUCCGUCCCUUCCACGCUCUAGAUGUCUUCAAAUUCAACCCCACCAACCUAGACCCCCUCACCGAAACCUAUGACCUCAACUUCUACUUUUCCUACCUGGCGCGCUGGCCACACCUCUUCAACGUCGCACUCAGUCCCACCGGAACCAUCGAUGCCUACCGUUUGUUACCCCACCCCAUUCCAUCCUCAUCCUAUUCUAUCCUCUCACCCCAUCAUCACAUACCCAACUAACCCCCCCAAAAGUAAUGGGCAAACUCGAAUCCUCCCCCCCUCUCCUAGCCCUCACCAAAUCCCCGCACUACCUCCCCCACCACGCCCACAUAACCGCCCUAACCGUCUCGCCCUCCUCACGUCGUCUCGGCCUAGCACGCACACUCUCCCAAUCCCUCGAACACGCCGGAGACGCCUACAACGCCUUCUUCGUGGACCUCUUCGUGCGCCAAUCCAACACCAUCGCACAGACGCUCUACAAAGGAAUGGGCUACAGUGUCUUCCGGAAGGUCGUAGAAUACUACAGCGAGCAUCUAACGGAUAAAUCGCGGGACAGCGAAGAUGCAUAUGACAUGCGGAAGAGUCUCGCACGGGACGUGAAGCGCGAACAUGUCCGGGAGAAUGGGGAGAAGUAUGAGGUUAAUCCCGAGGAUGUUUGGUGAGCGAGCAUCUCGUACCCGAAGAAAUGAAUACUACGAAAAGGAGAAAUGCAUGACAUGGGUUAUGGAAAAAGGGGUCAUCAAUUCUAUGGGAUAAUGGGAAGUAAGAAUUUUAUGGCCGGCAAAGAAAUUACCAGAGUCAAACCAUACGGUUGAGAUAACCUACGGCAUCAUCCGAGAGGUGAGAAACGGAACCCAAACUUCCAAAGUCGGUUUGAUAUACCAUCAAAAGCCCAUACCAAAAAUUGGUUCUCCUAUUACGAACCGCCUGUCGUGAAAAAGGGACAGCAGAGCACAGAUACCUCGCUUAGCAGCCGACAGAAAAGGAACUUCCGCACCCCAUCAAAGAAUCAAAACAAUUUAUGUACCUGAUGUCACGAAUCACGUGCUCACGUGAUACUUUUCAUAAUAAGAGGCGCAACCCUCGACAGGCACAUCCAGGUUUCUUAUAGCAAAUAGGGAUCGUUUAGGGUAGCUAAGCGAUCCAGGGAUUUCUCUUGUAUGUAAUCACGUGACUAAGACUGGACCGCCAGGUCGCCUAGCGAUCUGGCUAUCUGGACCGCCAGCUCGACAGGCGAGUUGACCGCCUAGGGAGAACGAAGGUUCUAUAUAAGACUGGCA
This is a messenger RNA of Hymenoscyphus albidus, 1595 nucleotides long. NCBI's taxonomy places the organism in Eukaryota, Fungi, Ascomycota, Leotiomycetes, Helotiales, Helotiaceae. The record is from the annotation of a GenBank genome assembly.